Molecule: messenger RNA, 1267 nt
Organism: Micropterus dolomieu (smallmouth bass)
Lineage: Eukaryota; Metazoa; Chordata; Actinopteri; Centrarchiformes; Centrarchidae
Exons: 10
Coding region: 47-1042 (331 amino acids)
Source: RefSeq, a predicted model, not a curated record
AGGUGCUUUCUUACUAUAACCAUUCAGUCUUCUUCUUGUGUCAAAGAUGCAGGUUGUCAGUGGUGGAAAAUUACUUUGGAUAUACACUCUGCUUUUUACUUCUCGACAACUUUGGGGAAGACUAUCAGCUUCCACUUCCUCUCCCACUCUUCUGGCACCUGAAUUAGACAUUUAUUUAAGGUCAAAGGACUCAGUGGUUCUGGUCUGCCGGACCCCGGAGGGCCACCGCGGGGUUCUGUUCAUGUUGUAUCGGUUAAGAGAAAAGGUGGACUCUCAGGAGCUGCAGUCUGGUGGUGAGGAGGUCCGGUUCACUGUGAGGAUAGAGGAAGGGGAACGUGAACUCUUCUGCUGUCUGUACAAGCACCAGGAUGGUCGUUACAGCGCAUUCAGUCCCUAUUUGCAGCUGGAGCCCCAAAAACAUGCGUUGCCAGUGCCCACCCUUGUUCUCCAGCAGCAGACAGACGUGUGGCACUUGCUCUGCACAGGGUCUCCUGCAUACCCGGGCUCUGUGUUCUCCCUCUACUUGGCUGAUAAUGAACUUCCUAUUGCCACUCACCAUGCCACCUUGAUCCACCAUCAGGCCAACUUCCCAGUGCCUGUCCAGGACACUCUAGUGGCUUUGUACCAGUGCCAGUACAGUGUCCUCCUGGAAAGAAAAUGGAUACAUUCUGAUCGCAGCCUCCCUUUGGCUGUAACCAGAGGAAGUCCUCCUCCAUCAUCACCAGAUUUGUCUGGCGUGGACUGGCCUCUUGUACUGGGCUCUUUCUCUGCUGUGGUAUUGUUCCUGUGUUCAGUGGCACUUGUGGUUGUGGUGGCACACAGGAAAGUAAAAGCAGCAGCCGAGGAAAAGAAGAAAAGACAGGAAGCACAGUUCUGGACUCAAGUUCAUGCCAAGGACCAUGUUGUUGACCUUACACUCAGGCGUACAAGCUUCACCUCUCAGGAAUGGGCCAAUGAGGAAGCAACUACAGAGACCGCCUCCAGAUCCCCUUUAUGGAACUCUCUCUCCACAUUCACAACCCCGAUUCAUCCGAUCCAUUAGAAAUGUUUGUUUUUUCUCUCCCUCUGUCUCUCUCUCUCUCUCUCUCUCUCUCUCUCUCUCUCUCUCUGUGUGUUUAUACUUUAUUCAAGAGUUUAUCAAUGUAGCAUCAGUUGGAGUUACACAGCAGGACAGGAAGGGCUAUUUCCUCAGUUCCUAUUUCAUGUGUACCAGUAAAAAUUGUACAAUUUGACAGGAUACGAUGUUUGUUUGAUCUUACAUGUUACU